AUGAAAAUGUACCGCUGUAACGGUGGGGACGGUGAUAUUGCUCUGGGAGUUAGCAUACAGAAAAUCGAUACGCGCCAUUGUAUCGCACCACAGAGAGAACCUCUUUCCAGUAGUCCAAUAUCUGAGAGCCAUAACAUCAAGACUUUGAAGAAAGUGACCAAUACAAAAAAUAUUGUCCAACGGAUUAACGAAGACAAUACAAACUUUUCUGUAGAGGCCUCUGAAAAUCAAGACCUAAAAUAUAGUGCGGUAUUGGCCAGAAAAGCCUUUCAAUGCCUGCCGGGGGAAAAAACAGCAGAAUCUCUUCAGCUAGUGGAAGAAGAUGGUUAUAAAGAGAAAUCAGCGAAUAGUAGCAAAGCAGUUGAAGCUGGCCGCUGUAAAUCGCUUCCAAUCACAGAUGAUCUGACACAGAACAGUUCAGUGUCCCCCACACAGGAAAAUCCGAUAUCUGCUUACUUACAUCUAUUGCCUGAGAGGUCAUACGAGCAACUGCUCGUAAAUAAUAAAUCAUACACUUAUUUAGAAAACUCACAAAGUCCGACUACAUGUGCGCUCUUUCCUGACCAAAAUAUAUCUAAGCGACCUGAUGAUACUCUUCAUCUAGAGUUCCACCAAUGCGGUUCGAGAUAUCUGAAAUUGGAUUCCAAGUCCGAGUCUGAGGAUUUAAAAGUAAAAAUGAACCAAGAGGCUAUCUCUCAUGUUGUGGACCAAUCGAUACUCAUAGAGUCUCCACAGCGAUUUGAACCUCAAACUCCGGCUUUACAAACAAAUCCUUUCCAAUUCAAGGGUAGUGUCAUGUUGAGAGAAGAUUUAUUCUUGGCCACCCAGUCCUCAUGUGCAAAUCGUCAUGAUAAUAGCCCUAUUAUCUCUCGACCAUCGCCAGAAAUUUACGAGGAUUUUAGCUCUCCUACCAAGCGACAAAGGCUUUCUACUUCGCCCUCAAUUGAAUUUAAUAGAAGUUCUAUGUUUACUAAGCCCGGAAAAAUCCUACAACAGGAGAACGUUCUCGAUCAACACCAGCAUGAACUGAGUUGUGCCAAAGGAAUACUCUCUGGUGAUGUAAAUCCAAAAAAUUCCAACUCUGAAUCCACCCCAACUCAUGGGCUACGAUAUAAAGCACUAGCUAAUGAAAACCAAAAAAGAAGGAAAGCAAAUUUGGGGGCCUGUACAUCCGAAGAGUCUGACACGCAGGUUGAACGUAUAUCCACGCAACGAAUACAAAAAAAUAGAAAAAAAACUUUACAAAAGACCUCAAAUGUAGAAAUGCGUAGAUCAUUUUCCUCUGAUCACUUAGAGCCAUUAGAGUCUGCAAAAAUCGGAACAACUACUAAAAAAUAUGCCUUAAUUCUCCCUUUAAAACGUAGUGAGCAGUUGGCGACUUGUAGUCCUCGCACGCGUCGCCAUUCUAGCUCUCCGGAUGACUGUCACACCCUCGUCCAGAAUAACAAUAUUAGAUAUUCUAGAUUCUCACCUGCCGAUGCUACAUCAUUUGAAUCAAACAUAAAAGAACAGUACGGCACUGGCUCUGAACUCCAUAGCCAACGAAUUGAGAAGCAAAAAGAGAAACCAUAUCCCUGCUCAACUCCAAAUAAAAAUACACAGUCUAGCUUGCCUCCAUUACGAGCAGACGUACCAAUCAAACCUUUCGAUUCUUGUGAAUACUUUCCCCCUUCACUCCAAGUUCCCAUAAUAUCCUCAAAUCCACACGAUUCUCAGAUUGCUGCAAAUCAGAUCCUUCACACCAACUCAGACAACCCAGAGACAGUCCCUGAGACUAGUCCAGUAUCGCAACGACACUCUAACAUUAAUGAGGUAGUAGAUAUUUCUCUUGAAAAGGCCGAAGUGGUUAGUGAUAGUAUUCGGGAUAUGUAUAAAGACGUCGGGCUCGACGGCAAAUUUGGGCUUGAUUCAUCUCAAGAUCUCUCCAGUCUAGUUCCAAAGAAAGAAAAUACCACGGCAUCCAAUGUUUUAUCAAAGACAAAUGCUACACCUAUAUCUCAAGAAACCCUAGCAAAACAAAAGAAAAUAUUAGCUGCUAAGGAUAGUGAGUAUUUUGCUGGAGCGGAUAAGUUAAUGAAGUUUUACAAUGGCGCAAAAACGAUGAUGAAGUCCAGGGCACAGUCUAAAAUUGAAGACAAUAGUUCAUUGGAAGACAAACCUACGUCAUCAAGGCUCGGAAUUUCUGACAGUCAGAGCCACAAUUUAGAAAAAGUAUAUACAACCACAAGUCAGGGUAGUAGGGAAAAUUCCGCAGGCCAAAUUGUGAUGACUGAGAACCACACUACUGGUCAUCAAAAAGUCAAAAAAAAUAGAUCCCCCGACAAGAUAAUCGAACAAGAGAAAAAAGCUGAUGCUAAGGACACAGCUUGUCGAGGGAAUGAAUACGAUACGACUAAUCAUGAUGUACUUGAAAUUUCAAAAGAACCUCCAUCAGGACCAUUAUCUCCUAAUCCAAAGGCCAGUCUUCGAGCGAGAAGUGGUAAAAAUCGGUCGAGUACCUGGAAACAAACAAGCUUAGGGCCAUCUUCGGAGUCAAACAAAAGUAAGGUUCUGGCCUCCACUGUAGGCGCACGACGCUCAACGAAGCAGAAAUCGAUGGCAACAUCGAUAAAAGAAAUAGUGUCAAUUCCCUCAACUCGAUUAUCAAAGCGUCAAUCUGUCUUGUAUGCAUCAAAAGAGGGUAGCGAAGAUCCCCUAUCAGUAUCUCCACAACAAGCGCAGGGGCUCACCCAUAAAUCUGGACUUCUUUUUCAAUGUAUGGCAUUUGCCGUAUCCUAUGUUAGGAAUAUGAAAGAAAGAGAAGAUGUAACAAAAUUAAUAUUAGAAAAUGGAGGACACAUACUUGAAGAUGGGUUUGACUCAUUAUUUGAGCCAAUUUUGGAGGACUGUAAUGGGAUACACGACGAAAAAAUAAUACUCUCAUCGAACGGAAAAUCUCUGAGAUUUGCAGCGGUGAUUGCUGACGAAUACUCUAGAAAGGCUAAAUAUCUUCAAGCUUUAGCGCUCGGACUGCCUUGUAUUUCUGGUCGAUGGAUUCAAAACUGUGUAUCUAAAGCCAUAGUCAUUGAUUGGUCUUUAUUCCUUCUCUGUGCCGGUCAAUCAUCCGUCUUGGGAAAUGCAUGUCGAAGUCGCACCAUGCAAUUUUAUUCCGCUCCAGAUGCUAAACUAUCCCAAACACUCGCUGAGCGCAAAAAGAUCUUCGAAGGAAAGUCGGUCCUUCUUAUUGUGGGUAAGGGAAAAGCUCGAGAGAAGCGGAAGGCCUUUACAUUUCUUACGCAAGCAUUAGGACCAAACCGAGUGAGGUACGUGUGUGAUAAUUCAGACGCACGGAAGUUCCUACUUGAAGAUGAAGCUCAGGGAAAAACCUGGGAUUUAUUGCAUGUGCAUGAUAAAGCGAAAAAAGUUGAGGCUGAAAUAUUUGGAAGUGGUCGAAAACGAAAGAAUAUUGACGGUAGUGAUGAUGAAAAUACCAUCCAUUGUCCGCGGAAAGUGCGUGUGAUUACUGAUGAAAUAUUUAUCCAAAGCCUUAUCUUUGGAGACUUGAUUGAAGAGUAG
Messenger RNA from Blumeria graminis f. sp. triticale, 3555 nucleotides. Lineage: Eukaryota; Fungi; Ascomycota; Leotiomycetes; Helotiales; Erysiphaceae. The record is from the annotation of a GenBank genome assembly.